This is a messenger RNA of Pararge aegeria (speckled wood butterfly), 735 nucleotides long. RefSeq names its product hematopoietically-expressed homeobox protein hhex-like. Gene Ontology annotation, biological process: regulation of transcription by RNA polymerase II; cell differentiation. Lineage: Eukaryota; Metazoa; Arthropoda; Insecta; Lepidoptera; Nymphalidae. Bases 1 to 735 code for a protein of 244 amino acids. The transcript has 4 exons. The record is from RefSeq and is a predicted model, not a curated record. Gene Ontology annotation, molecular function: DNA-binding transcription factor activity, RNA polymerase II-specific; RNA polymerase II cis-regulatory region sequence-specific DNA binding.
AUGUGCGCUUGUAAGCAAAAAAGAGCGUCGUUCCUUAUCGAGGAUAUACUUUGCGAGACGAAACCUCACAAGCAUUUAGGCCACGAACCACUGGAGUCACUCACGUGUAGUAAAAAGCCUGAGGUUUUCGAAUUAAUAACCAAACUAAACGUAGUUACUGAAGUUCAAAGGGAAUUAGAAAUAGUUAAACUGAAAGUUAAUUUGGAGCAAAGAAGGAACACGUAUCCAAUAUAUCCAACGCCGAUUAAAGCGAAUUUACCCUGGACUCCGUAUAGAUUAAAAAAUUCUGGCUACCCAAUGGAAUCCCGACACCCGAUGAGCUUCUUCAGUGAUCCCAUGCUGAAGACUGAGCAGAUAUUGAGAAACCAACUAGCUGUGAACAGACUUGUGACCAACCCGUAUAGUUUACGACAAGUUUAUGGAUUUGAUGGAGUACCACCCUCAUGCUGCAGCCCGUGGUGGGGAGUGGGAGGGAGAAGAAAAGGUGGGCAAGUGCGAUUCAGCGCGGCGCAAACUGGCGCUCUGGAGCGGCGGUUCAGCGCCAGCAAGUACCUCAGCCCUGACGAGAGGAGAGCGCUGGCGGCGUCCUUAAGACUGAGUGAUCGACAGGUUAAAACUUGGUUUCAAAACCGAAGAGCGAAAUGGCGCCGCACCACUCCAGAGAUAGCGGACGCAGGGAGUCCCCCCACUGCCGACGAGUCUGAUGACGACGUGCAAAUCGCUGAUGAUGACUGA